UUGUGCGUAAUGACGUUAGGCUCGCUGGUUGGCUGUGCGUGAAGACGCAAGGAUGCGCGGUGACGUCGCGCGCGCUAAUCGCGCGGCGCAGCUCACGCCCCCGUCUCUCUCACCAGGCCGGGCUUCCAUGCGGCUUCGUUUUCAGGUUUCCCAUCGUUGCUUUACUCGGGAAACGCGACACGAUGUCCGGGGGCCUAGAUGUGCUGGCCAUGCGCGAGGAGGACGUGCUUAAGUUCCUUGCCGCCAACUCCCACCUUGGCACCACGAACUGUGACUUCCAGAUGGAGCAGUACGUCUACAAGCGCAAGAACGACGGAAUCUUCAUUUUGAACUUGAAGAAGACGUGGGAGAAGCUGCUUCUGGCGGCCAGGGCCAUCGUGGCCAUUGAGAACCCAGCGGACGUUUGCGUCAUUUCUUCCCGCCCCUACGGCCAGCGUGCAGUGCUGAAGUUUGCUUCUGCUACCGGAGCAACACCGAUUGCUGGGCGCUUCACCCCCGGAACCUUCACCAACCAGAUCCAGGCUGCGUUUCGUGAGCCACGCUUGCUCGUCGUGACCGACCCCCGGCAGGACCAUCAGCCGCUCACGGAGGCUUCCUACGUUAACAUCCCCUCCAUUGCCAUGUGCAACACUGACUCGCCCUUGCGCUACGUGGACAUUGCUGUUCCCUGUAACAAUAAGGGAGCUCACUCCAUCGGCCUCAUGUGGUGGAUGUUGGCUCGUGAGGUGCUGCGUCUGCGUGGGACUAUUGGACGGGAGCACCCCUGGGACAUCAUGCCUGAUCUCUACUUCUACCGUGACCCCGAAGAGAUUGAGAAGGAGGAACAGGCUGCAGCAGAGAAGGCGGCCGUGAAGGAGCCGGAAUACCAGGGCGAGUGGGCUGCUCAACCUACCGAGGCUCCUCCGCCACCUGAGGUUGCUGACUGGGCUGCCGAGGCGGUGCCGGUACCCUCCGUGCCCGUCACUGAGAAUCCCACCACUGCAGCAACUUGGGGCUUCCAGGCAACCAUGGAGGACUGGACUGCAGCCCCCACAGCUCAAACCGAGGACUGGGGUGGAGCCACUGCCGAUUGGUCUUAGGGACCACACCGUAGGCACGGGAAUGCUGGGACAAAUCUCCUGGCAGCCAGAACAAUGGCCGCUUCUGCAUCUAUCCGUGUGGAGAAGGCGUUACUGUGGCACAAUAAAAAAAAACAAUUGUGA
This is a messenger RNA of Petromyzon marinus (sea lamprey), 1202 nucleotides long. It is a transcript of the gene RPSA, whose product is annotated as ribosomal protein SA. Gene Ontology annotation, biological process: translation. Lineage: Eukaryota; Metazoa; Chordata; Hyperoartia; Petromyzontiformes; Petromyzontidae. Gene Ontology annotation, cellular component: small ribosomal subunit; ribosome. The record is from RefSeq and is a predicted model, not a curated record. Gene Ontology annotation, molecular function: structural constituent of ribosome.